Cajanus cajan (pigeon pea) is the source of this 2242-nucleotide messenger RNA. Its product is annotated as phosphatidylinositol/phosphatidylcholine transfer protein SFH8. NCBI's taxonomy places the organism in Eukaryota, Viridiplantae, Streptophyta, Magnoliopsida, Fabales, Fabaceae. The record is from RefSeq and is a predicted model, not a curated record.
UCAUUGAAUUUCCUUUGUCUUUGAGAAUAUAAUGUUUAUAUCAAGUUUUACGUAGCAUUAAUUUUGUCUUCUGCCGACACUGCGUGUGUCUGCUAAACUAACUAACACUCCGAAAAGGAUUGACCGCUAACCUACGUGUCAUUCACCAUAACACAAAACGUUAUAUAUUUUCAAAUUUAUCUCUGCCUUUGAUUUCUGUUUCACUACCACACUUCAAUCUUCGUUGACAUGUCAACCAACCUCUGCUUCGAAGGAUUGGAUGAAAGAAGAGAGAGGAAAUUGAGUUUUGAGAACAAUUUGGAGGAUGAUAGGUGGACAAGAAUUGGCAGUUUGAAAAAGAAAGCACUGAAUGCGUCCAGCAAAUUCAGACAUUCUUUUAAGAAGAAAAGAAGCAGAAAAGGUGCUAGCAGGAGCGAUUCCCUCUCCAUUGAGGAUGUUCGAGAUGUUAAAGAGCUUCAAGCAGUGGAUGCUUUUCGUCAGGCACUCGUGCUAGAUAACUUGCUGCCUCCAUUACAUGAUGACUAUCAUAUGUUAUUGAGAUUCUUGAAAGCAAGGAAGUUUGAUAUUGAGAAAGCAAAGCACAUGUGGGCCAACAUGAUCCAGUGGAGGAAAGAAUAUGGUACAGAUACAAUUAUGGAGGAUUUUGAAUUCAAGGAGUUGGAUGAAGUCUUGAAGUACUACCCGCAUGGAUAUCACGGUGUAGAUAAGGAAGGAAGGCCUGUUUAUAUUGAGAGGCUAGGGAAAGUUGAUCCCAACAAGCUUAUGCAAGUAACUACCUUGGAAAGGUAUUUGAGAUACCAUGUGCAGGGUUUUGAAAAAGCAUUUGCUGUUAAGUUUCCGGCUUGCUCUAUAGCUUCUAAGAAACACAUAGAUUCAAGUACAACCAUUUUGGAUGUUCAAGGCGUGGGCUUCAAAAACCUAACCAAGUCUGCACGGGAACUGAUCACCCGGCUACAGAAGAUUGAUGGUGAUUACUAUCCUGAAACACUCUGCCAAAUGUUUAUCAUUAAUGCUGGUCCUGGUUUUAAGAUGCUCUGGAACACGGUGAAAUCAUUUCUUGAUCCCAAAACUACUUCAAAGAUUCAUGUUCUUGGAAACAAGUUCCAGAGUAAACUACUUGAGAUUAUAGAUGAGAGUGAGCUGCCAGAAUUUCUUGGUGGUAGUUGCACUUGUGUAGAUCAGGGUGGUUGUAUGAGGUCUGAUAAAGGGCCAUGGCAAGACCCAAGCAUUUUAAAGAUGGUUCUUAGUGGUGAAGUGGGAUGUUCUAAACAAAUAGUAACGGUUUCUAAUGACGAGGGGAGGGUGAUUGAAUGUGACAAGAUAUCUUAUCCAACGAUAAGAGGUAGUGAUACAUCUGCAGGAGAAUCAGGAUCUGAAGUUGAAGACAUAGCUUCUCCCAAAGCAUGUGGGAACUGUAUAAGCCCUGUGUUAACUCCUGUCCUUGAAGAAGCAAGAUUGGUUGGUAAGGCUAGUCAUACUGGCAGUUUAGUUGAGUAUGUUCCCAUGGUUGACAAGGCUGUUGAUUUUGGAAAGAAGGAGAAGCAAGCAACGCCUCGAAAGUUAUUUUGUUCAACAGCGGGCUUCAUUUUGGCUCUUUAUACCUUUGCUCGUUCAAUAGCAUUUCGUGUCACCAAGGGAAUUCGCCACUCAGAAUCUGGUUCUUCCGCAAAUAUACUUAACAUGACCGUUGAUUCAAUAUCCAAGGAGGAAUCUCGCCCUCCUUCAUCUGCUCCCGGAUUCACAAAGACAAACCUUCCCUUAUCAACCUUAAAACGCCUUGGUGAGCUUGAAGAGAAAGUUGUGAUUCUACAGUCAAAGCCUAAUGUGAUGCCAUAUGAAAAAGAGGAGCUGCUGAAUGCUGCAGUUUAUCGUGUGGAUGCAUUGGAAGCAGAGUUGAUAGCUACAAAGAAGGCAUUAUACGAAGCUUUGAUAAGACAAGAAGAACUUAUGGCAUACAUAGACAGUGAGGGAAGAUGCAAAUUCAAGAGAAAGGUUUGCUGGUGAAGAGAAACUGUACAUGGUCGAGUUGAGUUGUUCGGUGGGUAUCACACUUCUUCUUCCUCUCUCUCUCUCCACAUACGUACGUAUAUAUGAGGAAAAUCAAUUGACGGGUGUAAUAAUGUAUACAAUUACAGUAAACAAUUUGUACUGUCUCUGUUUCCAUGUAUGUUGAUGUCAAUAACAUACUUGAGAAGUAAACCAGAGCCUUCUUCAUUUGAGCAGUGUUUUAUUUUUAUUUUUA